CACAUUAAACAGCUGUAGUUAUUGUAUUGUAUUGUUUAAUUUCAACACUUUGUUAAAAAUGUCGCUUGUUGCUUAUGCCGCCAGCUCUGACGAAGAUUCAGAGAACGAGGAGGAGGAGAACCCUGGUCCACAGGUGGAACUGGUAAAACCAGCAGCCAAGCCAAGCACAACAGAUCCCUCCAAUGAGACACCCAUUGAGCCUGAAUCAACCAGUGGUCACAUCAGCGAUGAAGACGACGAUUACGUCCCCCAGGAAGUGUCGCUGCAGGAGUUGAAGCCACAAACUGGAAGGCUACUUCUAGCCUUACCCAAACCAAAAGUCUCUACUCCCGCUGCAAACCCUGAAGAUGAGGACGUGGACGAACUGGUGACCCCCGCCUUUGCCAACCUGCCCAUGCCACGAACGGCAGCGCCAGGAAAAGCCAUCAUAGAGGAGAAGGAUGAUGAGUUCCUGCACAAAAAAGCACUGCCCGUUGAAAUAGAGAAACCUCCGCCGCCAGUUAAAGGGCGCGUCAAGAUCAGCAUUCCGUCGCUGCGGGAAUUCUCCGAUGUGGAUCGGGAGAAGGCUGACAAGGCCAAGAACAAAGUGGACAAACCCAAUGUUCCGAAGGGAUCGGGACUGCUUAGUCUGCUGCCCCAGGCAAAGUCGGAGAGAAAUUUCUCUAAAAGCUCCACAUCCGUGGCAGCCACUCCGACAGCGAGCACAACUACUGCUCCCAAGCCAACAAGCAGUCAUCCUGUGCAGCCUCGAUCCUCUCCAGCUUUUGUGCCCGAUACAGUAAAGCUAAGACGAGCAGCGCACAAUACCGAAGGUGUAGACGGCCCGAAGGCCGCAAAAAAGAAGAAUUCUGAAGCAAAGGAUGCUUCGAAGUCCAUAAAAGCCAAACCCACUUCGCUGGUGAAUGCCAGCGAUAGUGAGGAUGAUGAUGAGGGUACUGGAGACUUUUUCUCCCUAAACUCAGAGCAGAAACUUCCCGAGGUGAGCAGCAACGAGAUUAGCGCACUGGUGGCCAAGCGAGCAGCUAAAAUGGUAGAGGCCAGUACCAAAUACCUGGAGGAGAUUGCCGAGAAGGAAGCCGCCGAAGCAGAGGCCGCCCGACUUGAGGAGGAGCAGACGCAGUUGGCGCAGAAGCGCUACCACGAGCAGCAGCUAAACGCCGAGGCCAUGGACGCACUGGUGGGCAAGAAUGCCAAGCGACGACGAAAGGAGGCGAAGGAGAUGCAGGUGAUCGACAUUGUGGGCUCACAGGUAAUGCCCGAUCGCGAGGAAUGGAUGCGAACGGCGCUGGCCUCGUCGACUACCUUCCAGCCCACUGGAGUGCUGACGGACGAGGAGCCAGUGGCAGGAACGAGGCGCAAGCACCAGAUCACCUACCUGGCGCACAAGGCCAAGGCCAACGAGGCCGAGCUGCAGGCCAUGUGGUCGGCCAACCGGCAGACCCGCAGAGCCACCCAGAGCAAAUACGGCUUUUGAGUUUCCACUUUAUGUACACCUAAUCUUAAAAUACAUGCUUAAUCCUACUGAAUCCAA
Drosophila biarmipes is the source of this 1531-nucleotide messenger RNA. RefSeq names its product proline-rich protein PRCC. Gene Ontology annotation, cellular component: nucleus. The transcript has a single exon. The record is from RefSeq and is a predicted model, not a curated record. NCBI's taxonomy places the organism in Eukaryota, Metazoa, Arthropoda, Insecta, Diptera, Drosophilidae. The coding region runs from base 59 to 1474 and encodes 471 amino acids.